Messenger RNA from Octodon degus (degu), 3194 nucleotides. RefSeq names its product nerve growth factor receptor (gene Ngfr). Gene Ontology annotation, cellular component: cell surface; plasma membrane. Gene Ontology annotation, biological process: Rho protein signal transduction. The coding region runs from base 138 to 1391 and encodes 417 amino acids. The record is from RefSeq and is a predicted model, not a curated record. NCBI's taxonomy places the organism in Eukaryota, Metazoa, Chordata, Mammalia, Rodentia, Octodontidae. The transcript is spliced from 6 exons. Gene Ontology annotation, molecular function: death receptor activity; nerve growth factor binding; coreceptor activity.
AGCGGAGCCUCGGCCGGGCCAGCUCCGGCGGGCGCGCGAGCGCAGCGCAGCCCCAUCCGCCCGCAGAAGGGACCGAGCCGGACGCGGAGCUCUGCCGCGAGAGGCGGGCGAGCCGGGCAGGUGCCGCGGGCCGCGCCAUGGACGGGCUGCGCCUGCUGCUGCUGAUGUUCCUGGGGGUGUCUCUCGGAGGUGCCAAGGAGGCAUGUCUGUCCGGCCUGUACACCCACAGCGGGGAGUGCUGCAAGACCUGCAACCUGGGUGAGGGCGUGGCCCAGCCCUGCGGAGCUAACCAGACUGUGUGUGAGCCCUGCUUGGACAGCGUGACAUUCUCCGACGUGGUGAGCGCCACCGAGCCGUGCAAGCCGUGCACCGAGUGCGUGGGCCUGCAGAGCAUGUCGGCGCCGUGCGUGGAGGCGGACGAUGCCGUGUGCCGCUGCGCCUACGGCUACUACCAGGACGAGGCGACCGGCCGCUGCGAGGCGUGCAGUGUGUGUGAGAGGGGCUCAGGCCUCGUGUACUCGUGCCAGGACAAGCAGAACACCGUGUGUGAGGAGUGCCCCGACGGCACCUACUCUGAUGAGGCCAACCACGUGGACCCGUGCCUGCCGUGCACGGUGUGUGAAGACACAGAGCGCCAGCUGCGCGAGUGCACGCGCUGGGCGGAUGCAGAGUGUGAGGAGAUCCCUGGCCGCUGGAUCACGCGGUCCACACCCCCAGAGGGUGCAGACAGUAUGGCACCCAGCACCCAGGAGCCUGAGGAGCAGGAACAGGACCUCGUGGCCAGCACCGUGGCAGAUGUGGUGACCACUGUGAUGGGCAGCUCCCAGCCUGUAGUGACCCGAGGCACCGCCGACAACCUCAUCCCCAUCUACUGCUCCAUCCUGGCUGCCGUGGUUGUAGGCCUUGUGGCCUACAUCGUGUUCAAGAGGUGGAACAGCUGCAAGCAGAAUAAGCAAGGAGCCAACAGCAGACCGGUGAACCAGACACCCCCACCUGAGGGCGAAAAACUGCACAGUGACAGCGGUAUCUCUGUGGACAGCCAGAGCCUGCAUGACCAGCAGCCCCACACGCAGACAGCCUCGGGCCAGGCUCUCAAGGGUGAAGGUGGCCUCUAUAGCAGUUUGCCCCCAGCCAAGAGGGAGGAGGUGGAGAAGCUGCUGAACGGCUCGGCGGGGGACACCUGGCGGCACCUGGCCAGCGAGCUGGGCUACGAGCCCGAGCACAUAGACUCCUUCACCCAGGAGGCCUGCCCCACCCGCGCCCUGCUGGCCAGUUGGGCUGCCCAGGACAGCGCCACGCUCGACGCGCUCCUGGCCGCCCUGCGCCGCAUCCAGCGAGCUGACAUCGUGGAGAGCCUGUGCAGCGAGUCCACAGCCACAUCCCCCGUGUGAGCUGGCCAACCGCAGCCCCUACCCUGUCCCCGUGUUCUGAUGACCGAAGCUCCAGCCAACUCCUGAGGAGCCCACGUUCCUUGGAGUGGGCCGGCCCGGCAGAGCUGAGCUCCCCUGGGCAGGACCUCUGAGCCUGGGCCCCUACCACAGCCCCGCCACCCCUCCGAGUGGCCCCUCACUUCUGACCACAGUCCCUCUCCAGCCGGAGAAGUGGCCUGCCCCGUCCCCACCCUGCCUUCUUCUCCACCCACUGCUAGGGCAGCCCUUACCCCCUGAGCUAGGGGUGGCUGCCACCAGGGAUGGUAUGGAAAGUGCCGAGGCCCCAGAGACUCAGCAGGAGGUCCUGAGGAACCAGAGCCAUGGACUCUACACUGUGAACUUGGGGAGCAGAGCGAGGGGGCACUAUAGUAGCCUAAACCCUCCCUCAGCCCCUCACUUUCCCUGCUGGCCCAAGAUAAGAGAUCAGAGACCAGGCUGAGCUGUGAGUGGGGGUGGAAUCUUGUCCCCCUUCCUUUAGGACAGUGAGGCCCAGAAAGAGGCAGUGACCUCCCUCAUGCCACCUAGCCAUGGGGCCCUGCUGGCUGCCUGGCACUCUCCCCUCUGAAUGAGGGCCCCUGGCUCUGUGGAGUACUGGGGGAGGAGUUCAGGGGCCUUCAGGACAUGUCUUGGACUCAGGUCCCUCCCCUGCACCUAUCUAGGCCCCCGUGUACCCCUUUGGGGUGGGCUGCUUGCCCAAGGCCCAGCUCUCAGGUCUACAGGGAUUCAGGUUCAGGGUUUGUGGGAAGGGGUGCAACUGCCCUCUGCCUGUCCCCCUUGGGCUUUCCCCGCAGUCUGCUGGGGCCCCUUGCCCUGGCACAGACUGGAGCCAACACUGGCCCCUAGAAUCAGCCCUAGGGGUCAGAGACCCAGGGCCCCCACACGAACACACAGGAUGAGACGCGGCUCUUCUCCAAGAGCCCUCACUCUGGGGCUGAGGGCCGGUCCUGGCUGGGGCUGCUGGCAGUACAACGGGAGCUGAGCUCUGCUGGGCUGUCUCCGGCACCCCGGCCUUGGCCGGCCAAGGACUGCUGAGGCUGGAGCUGGCGUCAGCCCGUCUUCCAGGGGCCCAUGUGGAGGAAUGCUCCCCGCCCCUUCCCACAGUCGGGCCUUGGCUGAGCCCAGAGGUUGCUGUGAAGACAAGCAGGCCUGUGGUGUGGGAACCGAGCAAGAAGGAAUGAAGUGGGACUUGUCACCUCCAGGGCUCUCUCCCAAGCUCAGAGGACCCUGCGAAGGACUGUUCUCCUUGGUGUGGCCAGAAGGGGGCCGUGGGUCUUGGUGGCUUUUUGCCCCUUCCUGGCGGUGUUCUGUUUUGCUUGCUGUUGGAAUGAGUGUGCCCCCCUCCCCCAUUUAGCAUGAAGGAGCCCGGGCAGGGUGUGCAAGGUGUGCCGCCCCUCCCCCACCCAGGGCUCUCCCACGCCUGCAUUAGGGACUAGGAGCCUUGCACUAGGUGACUUCAGUCAGUGACAGGAGGAAGCACACCUGCUGUCCCCCCCCCCCCAAGCACCGAGGUCAUGGGACAGGCUGAGGGUAUUUAUUUUCCUGUCCCACCAUCGGGGAGGGGAUGAGGGGGCACAAGUGUGUUUUCGCAUGUGUUUGGUUCUGGGGCCCUGCCUACCUCCCCUGGGCUAUGAAGGAACUCUUUUGGCCCUGCAGCUGGAGCUGGGAGCCCCAGACCUCCUGUCACCGUCUCUGUCACCUCCCCCUGCAUCCUGUGUAAUCAUGUCUUGGGCCUUCACAUAGAACAUAAGUGAUGAACAUUAAAUA